Messenger RNA from Torulaspora delbrueckii, 894 nucleotides. It is a transcript of the gene RPL5, whose product is annotated as 60S ribosomal protein uL18. The transcript has a single exon. NCBI's taxonomy places the organism in Eukaryota, Fungi, Ascomycota, Saccharomycetes, Saccharomycetales, Saccharomycetaceae. The record is from RefSeq and is a predicted model, not a curated record. Gene Ontology annotation, cellular component: ribosome; cytosolic large ribosomal subunit. Gene Ontology annotation, biological process: translation; ribosomal large subunit assembly. Gene Ontology annotation, molecular function: structural constituent of ribosome; 5S rRNA binding. The coding region runs from base 1 to 894 and encodes 297 amino acids.
AUGGUUUUCCUAAAGAUUGUCAAGACUUCUGCUUACCACUCCCGUUUCCAAACUCCCUUCAGAAGAAGAAGAGAAGGUAAGACCGAUUACUACCAAAGAAAGAGACUAGUCGCUCAACACAAGGCCAAGUAUGCUACUCCAAAAUACAGACUAGUUGUCAGAUUCACCAACAAGGACAUCAUCUGUCAAAUCAUUUCUUCUACUAUCACUGGUGACAUUGUCUUGGCUGCUGCUUACUCUCACGAAUUGCCAAGAUACGGUAUCACUCACGGUUUGACCAACUGGUCUGCUGCUUACGCCACUGGUUUGUUGAUCGCCAGAAGAACUUUGCAAAAGCUAGGUUUGGAUGAGACUUACAAGGGUGUUGAAGAAGUUGAAGGUGAAUACGAAUUGACCGAAGCUGUUGAAGACGGUCCACGUCCUUUCAAGGUCUUCUUGGACAUUGGUUUGCAAAGAACCACCACCGGUGCUAGAGUCUUCGGUGCUCUAAAGGGUGCCUCUGACGGUGGUUUGUACGUUCCACACUCUGAGAACAGAUUCCCAGGCUGGGAUUUCGAAGCCGAAGAGUUGGACGCUGACAUGUUGAGAUCCUAUAUCUUUGGUGGUCACGUUUCUCAAUACAUGGAAGAAUUGGCUGAUGAUGAUGAGGAGAGAUUCUCUGAGUUGUUCAAGGGUUACUUGGCUGACGAUAUCGAUGCUGACUCUGUCGAGGACAUCUACUCUUCUGCUCACGAAGCUAUCAGAGAGGACCCAUCUUUCAAGGCCACUGAAAAGAAGUUCACCAAGGAACAAUACGCUGCUGAAUCCAAGAAGUUCAGACAAGUCAAAUUGACCAAGGAACAAAGAGACGAACGUGUUGCUGCCAAGAUCGCUGCUUUGGCAAACAGCCAAUAA